CCACCUGUCACCCCGUCCCCUCCCUGGUCGCCGCGUCGUAGCGUUCACUGUGGCACAGUGGGAGCUGUGAUUGCGACAAGUACAGCGCCGAUCCCACCAUUCGACUGUUUUCACGCUUCAAGGCGCAGGCGCGUGCCACAAUGUCUUCCUCGCCCUUCGACAUCGAGAAGCAGGAUGUAAGAGUUGGAUCCGCGCAUGAUGGCGCCGUCCCGGGGGAAACUUUCGAAUAUGGCACCAGCACGUAUGCCAAGUUGCAGCGUCUGGCUGGAAAACUGCACGUUGAGCAGCGCGGUAUUGAGCGCGUGCCCGACGAUGAACGUGACGACACCUCUUUGCUGAACGUGGGAACUAUGUGGUUGUCCGCCAACAUGGUCAUCUCCUCCUUCGCCAUCGGGCUCCUCGCCCAGGAGCUCUUCUUCCUCGGCUUUGUCGACGCCAUCCUCACCUGCCUCUUCUUCAACCUCCUCGGCGUCAUCUCCGUCUGUUACUUCAGCACCUUUGGCCCGCGCUUCGGCCUCCGCCAGAUGGUCCUCUCACGCUUCUGGUUUGGCUGGUACGGCGUCAAGCUCAUCGCCUUCUUCAACGUCCUGGCCUGCAUCGGCUGGAGCUCCGUCAACAGCAUCGUCGGCGCGCAGCUUCUUCAUGCCGUCAACAACGACGUCCCGGGCUGGGCCGGCAUCUUGAUCAUCGCGGUGGGAACCCUCCUCGUCUGCUUCUUCGGGUACAAGGUCGUGCACGCGUACGAGUUCUGGAGCUGGAUCCCGACCUUCAUCGUCUUCCUGAUUGUCCUCGGCGAAUUCGCACACUCAGGCGCCUUCGUCAACCUUCCCAUGGCCGUGGGCACUAGCGAGAUGGGCAGCGUGCUGUCCUUUGGCAGUGUCGUCUACGGCUUCGCGACAGGCUGGACCUCGUACGCCGCCGACUACACCGUCUACCAGCCCGUGACCCAGUCCCGCAAGAAGAUUUUUGGCUCCGUCUGGCUCGGCCUCAUGAUACCCCUGCUCUUCACUGAGUUCCUGGGCAUCGCCAUCAUGACCGCGACCACCAUCAACGACGGCAACAACCCGUACAUGGAGGGCUACAAGGCGUCCGGCACGGGCGGGCUCCUCGCUGCGGUACUAUUCGACCCGCUCGGCGGCUUCGGCAAGUUCUGCCUUGUCGUCCUCGCGCUCUCGAUUAUUGCGAACAACUGCCCAAACAUCUACUCUGUCGCGUUGACCAUGCAGGUCCUAGGCCGCUGGACGCAGCGUAUUCCUAGAUUCGUCUGGACCACUAUCGCGACAGGUGUGUACAUCGCGAUUGCGAUCCCGGGCUACUCCCACUUUGAAGCAGUCCUCGAGAACUUCAUGAACUUUAUCGGCUACUGGCUCGCCAUCUACGAAGGCGUCGCCUUCGCCGAGCACCUCAUCUACCGCCGCAGCAUGUCGGCCUACGACCCCUCUACCUACGACCAGCCCUCCAAGCUGCCGCCCAGUUUCGCCGCCGUGUUCGCCUUCUGCUGCGGCGUGGUCGGCAUGGUCAUGGGCAUGAGCCAGGUGUGGUUCGUGGGCCCAAUUGCGCUGCACGCAGGCGAGGCGCCGUUUGGCGGCGACGUAGGAUUCGAGCUGGGCUUCGUGUUUGCGUUUGUGAGUUAUGCGGGCGCUCGGUACUUUGAGCGGAGGUAUUUCGGACGGUAGAUGUGGCAAGCGCGGAUCUCAUAGGAAAUUCCUUUCAAUGGUCGAUAUCCCCUGACAUUCAUUGUUCAAUGCCGUUGCGGCGCG
Molecule: messenger RNA, 1760 nt
Organism: Paraphaeosphaeria sporulosa
Lineage: Eukaryota; Fungi; Ascomycota; Dothideomycetes; Pleosporales; Didymosphaeriaceae
Product: purine-cytosine permease
Exons: 3
Coding region: 141-1676 (511 amino acids)
Biological process (GO): transmembrane transport
Cellular component (GO): plasma membrane; fungal-type vacuole membrane
Molecular function (GO): transmembrane transporter activity
Source: RefSeq, a predicted model, not a curated record